Messenger RNA from Echinostoma caproni, 297 nucleotides. The record is from the annotation of a GenBank genome assembly. Lineage: Eukaryota; Metazoa; Platyhelminthes; Trematoda; Plagiorchiida; Echinostomatidae.
AUGCAGUUGAGGAAGCUCCCUCCGAGAUCUCAGUGCCUUAUUGUUGUCAAUCUUCCGGAAGCCGAGGCCACCACUACCCAGACUCGCCUGGACCACGACCUGCAGCUUCUGAGGUCGCAGGUGGUUACCCACAAGCUGAAGGGAACUCCGGUGCAAUUCCUCAGGGAUCUUGAUCCGGACCAGCGCAGUAAAUUGAAAACUGUAUUAGAAGAACUCAGGGAGCGCCGUGAAAAAGGGGAAACUGAUCUGUGUAUACGGGAUUUUCACGUGCAUCGGAAGCGCCCUCAGUUUCGUUGA